This is a messenger RNA of Cylindrotheca closterium, 789 nucleotides long. NCBI's taxonomy places the organism in Eukaryota, Bacillariophyta, Bacillariophyceae, Bacillariales, Bacillariaceae. The record is from the annotation of a GenBank genome assembly.
AUGAUAAUGAGUGAAUCUUGCUGCAGAGUAGUCUUCCUGGCAUACAUCAUUCUGUUGCUGACGGAAUCAAUCAAUGCCUUUACCAAUCAUCAUCUCGGAAUCACACAAAAUGCCAAGCAUCACUAUUACCAAACCAAUCGAUGUUUUCCUUCGCUUUAUUCUAAUAAGGAUGGGGAGAAUGGUGAAUCCGCAUCGUCAUCCUCCAUUCGAUUCUUGGGAAAGGGUAGCAAUGCCAUUGUAAGACCAGGAGUCGUCUUGGUGGCUCCUGCAGAUGAAUUCCAUCACUUUAUGCGGGAAUCCGCUGUGUUCAUCUAUGGCAUGGGAUUGGAUGACUACGAUGAAUAUGUCAUUCGAGGUGUCAUUAUCGAUCAUCCGACAGCCUUUACAAUUGGAGAAAUGAUGGACGGUGAAGAAGAUGCCAAAACUGCUCCGGUGUAUAUGAAUCAGCUUUUCCGUGGAGGCGACAUGGGUGGAGAAUCAGCCUUUAUGCUCCAUUCUGACGAAACGAUUGCCAAGACGGCGGAUCAAGAAGAAGUCGGAACCUCUGGAAUCUAUCAAGGAGGCUUUGAAUAUGCUGUAUCUAGUGACUUUGACACCAACAAGGCAAAGUUCUUUUUUCAUUUUAUGGAGUUCACCGAGCAGGAACUAGAAACCAUGCUAGUGGAUUCAGAAAGUGACGGGGAUCCUUGGGUUUCCGUCGAGAUCCCAUCGGACAUGGUUCUCAGCUCGGAAUACGAUCGUGGGGAGGCAUGGGCCCGCCUUCGAAACCUCGUCAGGCAGUAUAAAUGA